Messenger RNA from Insectozyma verbasci, 960 nucleotides. NCBI's taxonomy places the organism in Eukaryota, Fungi, Ascomycota, Pichiomycetes, Serinales, Debaryomycetaceae. The record is from the annotation of a GenBank genome assembly.
AUGAAGUUAAUUCUUCAAUUAUUGUUUUUAUUAUCAAUAUGUCAAGGAUCUGAUUAUACAAAACUAGUUCAAUUUGCUAAUUUAGCUACUGUUUCAUAUUGUGUUACUAAAGGUUUAAAAAUUGGUUUAUUAGGAAAUAAAGAAACAAAUUGUGCAAUAAAAGCUUGUAAGAAUCAUUUUUUACAAAAUGUUGAAAUUGUCAAAAUAUUUGAUUUUAAUAGGUUAAAUGAAGUUGGUACGGGUUAUUAUGCGGUUGAUAAUACAAGGAAAACUAUAAUUUUAGUAUUUCGUGGUUCUGCUUCGACCAGAGAUUGGGUUACAAAUGUAAAUUUUACUCCAAUUACAUAUACUCCAAUUGUUUAUGAUGAAAAAUUUGAAGGUCAACCAUAUUAUUUAAAAAAAUGUAUAAAUUGCAAAGUUCAUCGUGGAUUUUAUAAUUUUUUAAAAGAUAAUUCUGGUGCUAUAAUUCAAGCUGGUAUAAAAUUAAAAUCUCAAUAUCCAGAUUAUCAAUUUUUAAUUAUUGGUCAUUCGUUAGGUGCUGCAUUAACUGUUAUGAGUGGUAUUGAAUUUCAAUUAUUGGGGUAUGAACCAUUAGUUGUUACAUUUGGAGGCCCAAGAGUUGGAAAUCAAGAAUUUGCUGAUUUUGCUGAUAAUAUAUUUGAUACAGAAGAAGUUACAAACACAAUACACGAAAAGAAAGAUUUUAAUCACGGGUUAAUUAGAGUUGUACAUGGUAAAGAUUUUAUACCUUAUUUACCACCAAUGUUUGUUCAUGCUGGAUUUGAAUAUAAUAUUGAUAAAAAAGAUUUACCCCAUUUAGAAGAAGAUUUAAAUAGGAAUUUGAAUGAAAAGAGAAGUUUCAAUCCAUCAAAUAUAAAACCAUCAAGUUUAUGGCCAAGUAGAUUAGGUAAAUAUGAACAUACACAUUAUUUUAGAAAAAUUACAAGUUGCAAAGGGUGA